This is a messenger RNA of Hypomesus transpacificus, 633 nucleotides long. RefSeq names its product cortexin domain-containing 1-like. The record is from RefSeq and is a predicted model, not a curated record. The annotation marks the transcript as partial. Lineage: Eukaryota; Metazoa; Chordata; Actinopteri; Osmeriformes; Osmeridae. The transcript is spliced from 2 exons.
UAUGUCAAAGAAUGUAAUGAUGAACUUUUGAGGGGAGACCAGCCAGACUGGACAGGGUAUCAGGCGCAAGGACUGUCACAGAUAGGAGAGAACAGAACCGCCAAGCAACCGACACAAAGCCAAGACGAUCAUAACCGAAAUCUGCCCCCCGUUAGCAAGCUGGAGGUGGACGUGGACCUGGGCUUCGCCCUCUUCUUCCUCUUCGUCCUGUGUUUCUUCCUCCUCGUGACGGUGGUGCGCUGCGCCCAGACCGUGAUGGACCCCUACGGCGCCAUCUCCACUUCCACAUACCAGGAGGAACAGAUCACCAACUGAGCUGGAGCGCACAACGGUUUCCUUGACCACCGAGACCCAUACCCAUCCAUUCAGUGCAUCAUAUAUAGAGCUAUAUAUACCUAUAACUAAACUUCUCAAUUGCCACUGUUGUAGAAUGUGUUUGACAAAUCCACUUGGUCGCUCAGAUCAUCGCCCCUGUUUACGAGCUGUGGCAGCUUUGGUCUGGAAAGGAGAUGAUGAAAAUGUACUAUUUUUUUCGGGUUUCUGAAAAACAAAAUUGGCGCAGGAAAGGUGGAAGGGUCGUUUGUGAAGUUGGUUGAAUCAGCAAGAUGUAUUAGGCUAAAUUGAUCAUUUUGC